CCCAAACCCUACCUACCUGCUCUCCCUUCCGCUCCUCACCUAUUCUCUUAAUCUCUCUUACUGUAUAACAUCCCACCCCUCUGUCUUACCAAGAUUUUUGUUAUGUUUCUUGAUUUUAUUCUUCUUCCUCUCUCAUGAGCCGGAUAAAUAUAGUCACUUGUAUAAAGAGUGUUUCUGGACUACACUUGGUCCGAAAUUUUACACUGUACCUCUAGAUUUGCUUACCGACUUAAUUGGCGUAGAGAGUAUAUGUAAUGGGGAAGAAGAAGCAGAAGCAGAAAAUAGUACUGCCGCCUGAGCUCCCAACGGAGGUUCCGGAGGAUGAAAUCCAAGUAUCUGACGAGGACUUACAGUUCGUUAACGAGAAUCGUGAAUAUGCUGGCUUCGUCUCCAAGUUGGACACUCAAUCAAUUACUAGGCAUGUUACUCGUGUUGCGGAUGUGAAAGAAGAUGCAUUGGAGGCUUUGUAUGAAAGACGGUUAAGGAAGAAGUUAUUAGACAAAGAAAAGGAGGAAAAUGUGCUUGAAGUUGAUCCUGUGGAUGCCCUUCCUGUUAAGACCUUAGAUGGAAAACUUUACUACAAGACAGUGCCCAAGGAAUCAAAGAAAUCUGGAAGUGCAUCAGAUGAGGUUGAAGCCACUGGUGAAAAUGUAGAUGAUGGUGCAGAUGAAAGUGUGGUGAAGUUGACUAAGGUUGAAAAGAGGGCAAAGCUUAAGAAGAUGAAGAAAGUAGCAAAGAAACAACUGAAUAACGUGGCCGAAGUAGAGGAAGUGCAGCAAACCACGCAAGCUCAAGUGCUGGUUGAGGUGGAAAAAGAUCUUACAGCUGAAGAAACCCUUGAAAAAAAGAAGUAUAGACUUGCAGAGCUGGGAACGGAACUGCUUAUGGAUCCGGAAUCAAAUAUUAAAUCUCUAAGGGAUAUGCUGCAAAUUUCUAAAGACGGAGAUUAUGCUAUAGUCACACUUGGCCUGAAGUCUUUGUUGGCUGUUUUUAACGACAUCAUUCCUGGGUGAGGAAGUUGCUCCCAUUCCAUAGUGCUGUGCUUUUGCUAUGUCAUUACGAAUACUUUGCUGUUCUGUUUGCUGACAUUUCAAAUCUUAUCAUUCUGUUUCUUUUCCUUCUCAAUACCUACAACAGAUAUCGUAUCAGGC
This is a messenger RNA of Ilex paraguariensis (yerba mate), 1151 nucleotides long. Lineage: Eukaryota; Viridiplantae; Streptophyta; Magnoliopsida; Aquifoliales; Aquifoliaceae. The record is from the annotation of a GenBank genome assembly.